AUGGCCGUCGACGACCGCCUGUCCGCGCUCCCCGACCAGCUUCUCCGCCGCAUCCUCCACUUCGCCCCGGCCAAGGAGGCCGCCUCCACGAGAGCGCUCUCCCGGCGCUGGCGCUCGCCGCUCUUGCGCUCCUCGGGGGCCGUAAACCUCGAGACGCACGUCGAGCGCAUAGAACGACUCUACCAAAGCUGGGGAGAGGAGCGCAAGAGCCUGGAGGCCACGUUCUUCUUCCGGCGCGACGCCUUCGUCUCCGCGGCCCAGGCGGCGCUCGCCGCCGCCGACCACAUCACGACGCUUACCCUGCGCGUGAAGUUCGAGUUUGGCGUCGACCGCAGGUUCCUGCAAUACAACAGCGACGGGUUGUGCUCGUCGCCGGACCAGGACCAAAGCGUGAUCGCCACGCUUCUCUCCCACCCGGCGGCGCAACACAUCCAAGUCCUCCGGCUCGCCGUUGAAGGCUGCAACGACACCUACUAUGAGCCGGAGAAGGAGAUCGCCCGGAAAGUGGUAGGCGAGUACAUGCUCAGCCUCCGCUUCCUGCCGUCGGAGACCCUCCGCGUGCUCGAACUCACCAACUGCAACAGCAUCCUUCCACUGGCCACCACAGUCGUGUUCACCCGGCUUUCAUCGAUGCGGCUGCGGCAUUGCACCGUGCGCCUCGAUGACCUCCAGAGCCUCAUCCACGCCGCGCCGGCGCUCGCCACCAUCCACCUUGAGUCCAUCGUCAUCACCAUCAGGCCAACAAACGACGCGAGCGCGGCAACCCACCGCGCCUUGGACGAUACUUCUCCCCCACCACCGACAGAAAUAGUGCUCCAAUGUUCGGCGGCCAUCGUGCUCAUGCUCCGGAGGUGCAGCUGGAGAGGGAAUGAUCACGAGACCCCCGCCGUCGUCGCCGUGGAGAUCCAUGCGCCGAGGCUGCGGCGCUUCGUGUACAUGGGGCUUCUCCGACGGUUCACGAUGAGCCCGCAGCCACAGGACUUGUCACGGGCAGACCUGCACUUUUUCGGGCCAUGCGACAAGAAAAGGUAUGUGUAUCCACACCGGAAGCACCCUAGCGAGGAGGAUCCAAAUCCCAACCUCGUGACCUUCUGGCGAUUCCUCCAGGACAUAAGCAGCACCAAGCAGUUGAAGCUGAGGGUGAACAACCUCGAGGACAUGGCCGUGCUCAGCGAGGCAAUGCGCGUCGAGCUCCUGCCCGCCUUCUGCAACCUCGAGCGGCUCGAGCUGCAAGGAGUGCACAGGCCGAAAGGCAAGACCGCGUCGGUGGCGAUCGCGAACCUGCUACGCUGCUCCCCCGUGCUCCGCAAUCUCCGGAUCAACCUUACCACGGCGCAACACGGGGCCAUACUAAGGUAUGACCGCAUAGAAGGGUACGUGGAAACAAAGUUCCUAUCUGACCGUGACAAGUCAGUAGAUCUUAUCAACCGCGCAGAGCCGACAACAGUUUCUCUUGAAGAUGAUGGCGAUGUUAACAGUGCUGAGGUUUUAGAUAUCCCUGGCCUGAGUCGGCACUCGUUCGAAUGCUUGCAGAGCUCACUGAAGAGAAUGAGCUUGCAGUUUCGGUUGGAGGAGUCCAACUGUUUGGGCGUCAAGCUGAUCAAAUUCUUUACCAAGAACGCGACCGUUCUUGAAGAAAUGCAUAUCGACACUGGAAACAGGAAGUUGUGCGAGCAUAUGAACAGCAAGGUUAAAACAUGGAUCACCAGUUCAUCCAAAAUGAGAAAGUCAGGAGCCUCAAGCUUUAUGGUUUUACCCCUUGAGUCAAGAGAACUCUGCGUCGAACGAGGAUUUUGA
Messenger RNA from Triticum turgidum subsp. durum (durum wheat), 1797 nucleotides. NCBI's taxonomy places the organism in Eukaryota, Viridiplantae, Streptophyta, Magnoliopsida, Poales, Poaceae. The record is from the annotation of a GenBank genome assembly.